Prorocentrum cordatum is the source of this 327-nucleotide messenger RNA. Lineage: Eukaryota; Dinophyceae; Prorocentrales; Prorocentraceae. The record is from the annotation of a GenBank genome assembly.
GUGACGCGGGACACGGCGUCGCCCCCUCGCGGGGUGCCCAUGCUCGCCGGCGGGGUUGGGCAGCCCCGGGCUCUGCCGCCGGUGGUGACCUACCAGGUCAGCCACAAGGACGCGGCUGCAGACUUCGAGCCCCUCAGGUCCUGGGGGCACGCGCGGGCGCCAGGGGCUGCCAAAGUAUGCAUUCGCCGGCGACGGCGAGGGGACGGGGCGCCUGCGCUAUCCGUGAAGAGCUUGACGGGAUCGCCGUCGUUCAGACGUGGCAGAUGCUUUCUUUCCAUCCUCACUUCUCGAGCGAUAUGCUGUAAGUUUCGUUUGUCCACGGACUGA